GAAGGUAGGCACAUAUGUGACUAGCCUGCCCCCUCACACUGCCAGUCUUCACGCCACUGACUGGUGAUCACUUCUCACUUCAUCCCGACCAUCAGAGACUCAAUGGAGCGGGAAGGGGCAAUGUUGUCAUCAGCCAGGCAAGAAAACAGCCCGGAUACACUGGAGAAUGGAGUGAUGGAGCUAGAAGGGGAAAAGAGACGGUUGGAGAAACGACUGCAGGAGACAAAGGAGGUGCUGGUGUGCCGCGUAUGUCUGGACCGCCCUGUGGCAGCUGUUUUCAUGCCAUGUGCUCACCUCAGCACCUGUGUCACCUGCUCUGCUUCACUCACCACCUGCCCACUUUGCCGCUCUCCCAUCCACUAUGCUGCCCCAGUCAUCCUGUAAUUCUUUAUUUUGAACCUGGACGCUGCUUGUAUUAAAAGUUUUCUUUUGGACAACACUAACAUCAAAGAUGGUAUGGAGUCAUUCCCUAUUGCUAAUUAUGGUGCUAACACACAACUUUUCUUUCUUGGGUAUUCUCAUGAAGUGGUCAUGAUAAUAGCUGUGGGUUCUAGUUAGGUAGAUGUCUAGCUGACUAAGAGCACAAAACAGUCCCAAGAUUAAAUGGUUUAGCAGUAAUUUACCAAAAAAGUUAUAUAAUCACCAGCUUUCUUUCUGUAAUUGUGAUCAAUGCAUUCUGUAAAAUUAUCAUAUUUAAAUCACUCCUAAAUCCUGUUUACUAAAACACUUUCAGUGACAAUGUGCAAUAAGAAGCAUAGCAUACAGUUGCCAUGUAGGCUGUGAAUGUUCUAAAUACAUCCCAAACAUUUAUCAUGAGUAUUUUAAUGAAGAUAAUAUGGACUUCAUGAUCUGGAGUAAUUUAAUUCAUAUAGUCAAGCCUCACUCUCUCAAAGGGCUGUGACAAAAGAGCCUCCACCUUUAAUUAUCCAUACAUUCCCUUCUUGUUUAAGUAUUCAGCCUCUUGGUGUUAGGAAAAAAAAAGAAAAAAGAAAAAAAAAGUUUGGCAUUUUAAUGACAAAACUUCACAUACACUAAAAAUGUGUGUGUGUGUGUGUGUGUGUGUGUGUGUGUGUGUGUGUGUGUGUGUGUGUGUGUGUGUGUGUGUGUGUGUGUGUGUGUGUGUGUGUGUGUGUGUGUGUGUGUGUGUGUGUGUGUGUGUGUGUGUAUUUACCUAGUUGUAUUUACCUAGUUGCAUUGUACAGGGCACAAGCCAAAGCUCAUUUUGUCCUGUCUCCAUAACCAUAUUUAUCCAGUUUCUCUUUAAACAUGUGUACUCUGUUUGCCACCACCAACCACAUCUCCCUUCAAAUUAUUCCAGAUUUCAAUAGUUCUAUACGGGAAGCUGUAUUUCUUGAUGUCGCUUGAACAUCCAUCCUUCUUUAUUUUCUUCCCAUACCCCCUCGUCUGUCUCUCUUCCUCCUCCAUCCGUGGUACCAAGUCAUUUCUGUCUGUUCUUUCUAUAUCAUUUGCUAAUUUGUUCAUUGUUAUAAGGUCUCUUCUUUCUCUUCUCUCUUGUAGUGUUGGUAAUCCCAUCUCUUCAAGUCUUUCAAGUCUCUUCAAGUGUGUGUGUGUGUGUGUGUGUGUGUGUGUGUGUGUGUGUGUGUGUGUGUGUGUGUGUGUGUGUGUGUGUGUGUGUGUGUGUGUGUGUGUGUGUGUGUGUGUGUGUG
Messenger RNA from Scylla paramamosain (green mud crab), 1667 nucleotides. Its product is annotated as baculoviral IAP repeat-containing protein 8-like. The record is from RefSeq and is a predicted model, not a curated record. The transcript has 4 exons. Bases 103 to 384 code for a protein of 93 amino acids. NCBI's taxonomy places the organism in Eukaryota, Metazoa, Arthropoda, Malacostraca, Decapoda, Portunidae.